Molecule: messenger RNA, 1779 nt
Organism: Hevea brasiliensis (rubber tree)
Lineage: Eukaryota; Viridiplantae; Streptophyta; Magnoliopsida; Malpighiales; Euphorbiaceae
Product: thioredoxin-like fold domain-containing protein MRL7 homolog, chloroplastic
Exons: 6
Coding region: 391-1629 (412 amino acids)
Biological process (GO): chloroplast organization; regulation of DNA-templated transcription
Cellular component (GO): chloroplast stroma
Source: RefSeq, a predicted model, not a curated record
GUGCGCCUAAGGCCAUGGUGGGCAUCUCUCUCUCCCUUCGAUUUUUUGAAAAUUUUUCUUUAUUUUAGCUUUAAUGGUAGGAAAUUCCAACCAUAACCAAUAAAAACUAGCAACCAACUUUCCCCGAAAGAAAAUUGUGCUUCUUUACCCGGGUUUCUAUUGUUUAUGCUGCUACCUUUUGGAGGAAUUGAGCGAGCGAAGGAUACAAGAUAGUGAAUUGGAGACCUGAAUCGUUAUCUGUAGAAUAAAUUGAGAGAGACUUUGACUGAAUUAUGGUAAAUCUUUGAAUAGUGGAAGCAUAGAAACAGAUAUUGAAUUGCUUGUAUGGCAUAUGGGUUUCCUUAUUUCUCAGAUAUAAAUCCUUUCCAUCUUUGUCUUUACCACUAAUAUAUGUUUGUUGUUCCCUUGCCUAACAACAUUUCCGCGUUCACAAUCACAUUUGAGUGGAGAAAAAUGUUUUUCCUUCAAACUAUUGUUAUACCAAAAUCUUUUUCACCUCUUUGUUCAGUAAAGGUUGAGCCUAAUUUGCUGUUCGUUUCAUCAAUUUCUUCUCAAAACCCUGUUUAUAAUCCUACUUUAGGCACUUUUAGUCGUCAGGAAAUUGUGUUGCCUUCUCACAUUUACUGUGGACGCAGCACAAAACCUUUAUCUUGCUUUGCUGUUGCAAGGACAUCUGGUUCAGAGCCUGACCCUGACACUAGCUCCAAGCCCAAAGCUAAACCUAAAACAAGAACUCACCAUCCAAAAGCUCUGGAUUCUCAAAAGGAAGAUGAAAAACCUGGAACAAUCUUUCCAACAACGAUUCCACGCAAGCCAAGGCGUGGUCGUAGGAGUGAAGCAGCUGCAGUCGAGGAUUUUGUUCGUGACUCACUUGAACAAACAUUUGCAUCAAUUCGGCAGCAGAACCCAGAAGCUUUAGAGAAUAAGGAAAAUAUAAUGAAGGACAGAGUUAAUGAUACUGUAGAUUCUGAAACCAGUGAUGAAGAUGAUGAUGAUGGUGACAACGAAUAUGAAGAUGAUGAUGAUGGUGACAACGAAUAUGAAGAUAAACAUGAUGUUGGUAGAGGAAAAAGAAAGAAAAAGAAGAUGGUGGUUGAGGAGGAAGACCCAAAUUGGCCAUUGGAUGCUGAUGUGGGUUGGGGAAUCAGAGCAUCAGAUUAUUUUGAGAAGCAUGCAAUCAAGAAUGUUGUGGGGGAAGAUGGAUUGGAGAUUGAUUGGGAAGGGGAGAUAGAUGAUAACUGGGUGAAAGAGAUUAACUGUCUUGAGUGGGAGAGUUUCGCUUUUCAUCCUAGCCCACUAAUUGUUCUUGUUUUUGAAAGAUACAACAGGGCAACUGAUAACUGGAAGACUUUGAAAGAGCUAGAGAAGGCAGUCAAGGUGUAUUGGAGUGCAAAGGAUCGACUGCCUCCUCGGACGGUGAAGAUAGACAUCAAUAUCGAGAAAGAUUUGGCAUAUGCUCUUAAAGUUAAAGAAUGCCCUCAAAUUUUAUUUUUGCGAGGAAACAGGAUCAUUUAUAGGGAGAGAGAGUUCAGAACUGCAGAUCAACUGGUACAGAUGAUUGCACAUUUCUACUACAAUGCAAAGAAGCCUUCAUAUGUUAAUUAUGCAGCUCUAUUUCCCCCUUUUUAGUUUGUUAGCUGAAGGUGGACUAUGCCAAGCAGGAGAGCCUUACCAGUGUAUUAUCAGCUGGGACUGUCAAGACAAUAAAGCUUGCAAGAAGGAAUGCAGCACCAAUUACCGGCGAGGCCGUGGAUUCUGCACAGGCAGUCCUAAAGCCUG